This is a messenger RNA of Camelus dromedarius (Arabian camel), 4061 nucleotides long. RefSeq names its product GTPase IMAP family member 5. The transcript is spliced from 3 exons. Bases 591 to 1526 code for a protein of 311 amino acids. The record is from RefSeq and is a predicted model, not a curated record. Gene Ontology annotation, molecular function: GTP binding. Gene Ontology annotation, cellular component: endoplasmic reticulum. Lineage: Eukaryota; Metazoa; Chordata; Mammalia; Artiodactyla; Camelidae.
CUGCAAGUAGGAAGGCUCAGUUCUAACCUGUUCCACAACUGGGCUCCAGUAGGUAGAGAAGUUCUUCAUGAAACCCAGUGGUUCUUUCUCGUGCAAAAGAAAAUAACUCUCUCAGUGGGUCCCUUUGUAGGUGCUUUCACACAGAGACAGAUCCGGAUGGGGUCUGUUAUCAGAGUUACUCAGACUCAGGCCGACGGCAUGAAACUGAUCUCUGGAGAGAUCGGCACUCCUGCAGAGGCACCGUGGGCUCAGGGGCCGCAGUCUGGGGCCUGUGUUUUCCUCUUUAACACUCCAAACAGCAAUUUUCGCAAGUCUUAAAGAGGAAACUGGAGGGGACGAGGAGCUCGCAGGCUCCGACGACCGAAAGCAUCCCACUGGGUGACAGCACGCCCUGCAUUCGCUCUCGGGUUUCCACUGCGGCAGUUUAGCCUCUUUCCGGAACGGGGAGUCCCCAACUGCGCGGAAAGGGGGCGCAUUCCGUGGCCCCAUUUUCCUCCUCGCCCUGCAGCCCUGCCCUGGAACCUCCGGCCGCGCACGCGGCCCCUCCUCGCCCCGCGCGCUCCCAGCCUGCAGCGCCGCGCCUGAAGAGAAUGGAAGGGCUUCAGAGAAGCACAUACGGAACUAUGGCUGAAGGCGGAGUAGAAAAUAAGUGGUUAUCAAAAGUGUUCUCUUUGAGGAUCAUCCUGGUGGGCAGAACAGGCAGCGGGAAAAGUGCCACAGGGAACAGCAUCCUCUGCCAACAAGUAUUUAAGUCCAGGCUGGGUGCCCAGACACUGACCAGGACGUGCCAGAAGGCAACGGGCACGUGGAACGGGAGGAACAUCCUGGUGGUGGACACGCCCUCCAUCUUUGAGGCAAAGGCCCAGGACCAGGAGAUGUACGAGCACAUCGGGGACUGCUACCUGCUCUCGGCCCCUGGGCCCCACGUGCUGCUGCUGGUGACCCAGCUGGGGCGCUUCACUGAGCAGGACACGGUGGCCGUGACCAAGGUGAAGGAGGUCUUUGGCGCAGGAGUCAUGAGACACACGGUCAUCCUCUUCACCCACAAGGAGGACUUGGUGGGCGAAUCCUUGGAUGACUAUGUAGCAAACACAGACAACCUCCAGCUGAAGAGCCUGGUCCGGGAGUGUGGGAGGAGGUACUGUGCCUUCAACAACCGGGCCACUGGGGAGGAGCAGAGGGAGCAGCUGCUGGAGCUGAUGGCCGUGAUCGAGAGGCUGGAGAGGGAGCUCGAUGGUGCCUUCUACACCAACGACCUCUUCUUUGAUGCACAGAUUCUCCAGCAAGGGGGGGAUGAUGCACGUGGAGAAGGCCACAGGCUCUACCUGGACAAGGUGCAGUCACAGGUUGUAAAGCAAAAGCAAGAUCUGGAUCUGAAAGGGGCCCAGAGAAACUGUGUGUUCAAGGCACUCCUCUGGGUCAAAAACUGGAUUAUUUCUAACAUCGGAGUAUUCGCUGUUCUUAUUAUAUGCAUUUUGAUUUUUCUUGCCAUGUUAAUUAGCUUGUAUAUUCUUCAUAAACACUGAGCAUUUUCAGAUGAUACCUUCAAUCAACUUCUAUUUUUUCAGAGUCAAGGUUGUUGAUAAGGAACUUUGCUUUUUAACAUAAUUUCACUUUUAAUCUCCCUUCCUUGCUUCAGACACACCACCCAUUUUCUUCAGGUGCCUUUAGGUAAAUAAAAUCCAAAGGAUAAUAUCAAAAAAACAAGCAACCCAAUCCAAAAACAAGUAGAAGACCUAAACAAGCAAUUCUCCAAUGAAAACAUACAAAUGGCCAAUAGGCACAUGAAAAACUGCUCAGCAUAACUAAUUGCCAGAGAAAUGCAGAUCAAAACUACAAUGAAAUAUCACUUCACACCAGCCAGAGUGGCCAUCAUUAAAAGGUCUAUAAGCGAUAAAUGCUGGAGAGGGUGUGGAGAAAGGGGAACCUUUCUACACUGUUGGUGGGAAUGUAAAUUGGUGUAGCCACUGUGGAGGUCAGUAUGAAGGUUCCAUAAAAAACCGAAAAUAGACUUACCAUGUGGCCCAGCAAUUCCACCCCUGGGCAUAUAUCUGGAGAAAAAUAUCAUUGAAGAACACAUAUGCAUCCUAAUGUUCAUAGCAGCACUAUUUACAAUAGCCAAGACAUGGAAGCAACCCAAGUGUCCAUCAGCAGAUGACUGGAUAAAGAAGAUGUGGUACAUAUGUGCAAUGGAAUACUACUCAGCCAUAAAAAAGAAUAAAAUAAUGCCACUUGCAGCAACAUGGAUGGACCUGGAGAUCAUCAUUCUAAGUAAGCCAGAAAGAGAAAAAUGCCAUAUGAUAGCACUUAUAUGUAGAAUCUUUAAAGGAAAAAAAAAGGACACAAAUGAACUACUUGUUAUUUAUAACUUAGAAGAUUGAUUUCUUGAAUAUGUGCAAGCACAUUUGACUGUCCUUUAUGAUUGGAUUACUGCAUUCUGUUGAUUCUUAUUUUGUGGUUGGCUUUAUUCCUUCAAUAAAUGUGUAAAGUUUAAAAAGCUAAAGCUCUAAACUGUUCUUAGAAACAAUGAAUGGUACAUGUAUGUAAAUUUUUUAGUGUGUAGUAUAUUGUAUAUAUGUAUUUACAAGCAAUAUAUUGUAUGUGUGCAGUCAAAUUGUAACAAUUUUACCUAAUAAAACUGAAAAAAAUUUUAAGUGAAAUUUUUUAAAAAAGGAAAAAAAUCCAGACGAAAAUAAUUCCCCUUUUCGUUUUGUUAAAAAUUGUGAGGAUAAAUAAUAAACUAACUGGACACUGUCAUGAAAUAUUUAGGAGCUUGCAAAAAGGAAGUUAAGUGGACUGUCUCGCCUCUGGGACCCACUUUUUCCAGUCGUGCUAUAGAGGAGGAAGUGUGUUAUAUUGACAGCUGAUAGUGGAAUUCCUUAUUUUAUUCAGAAACAUGGUCUGACCUCCUUGGAGGUCAUAAAAGACAACACCACAUGAGAGAGAAAGAUGAGGACAUUCUGGGGUGGGGGACACUCUGGAGUGUGAAGAGACUGAGGAAGAAGAGAGGAGGUGCCUGGAGGUGAGGCGGAAGGAGAUAAGAGGGGUCUCCGGGGCCAGAUGGGUUCCACGCCUGAGGGAAAGUAGAGUCAGUGGCUGGGGAUUAAAGGACUGAAAUUUCUUGGAGCAGGGUUCGGCAAGGGCCAGAUGACGAGGGCAGUGUUUUGGGCUUGGGAUUUAGACUGUGUGGGCUCUGUCCCAGCUACUCAACUCUCCCCUCCAAGUGCAAAAGCCGCCAUGGACAGGACGGAAGUGAGGUGCAGGCUGCACCCCAUACUACUCUAUGAGCCCCAAGAUUCGAAUUUCAUGUACAUUUCAUAUGUGGCAAUGAAACAUUAUGCUUCUUUUGAUUUCUUCACCCUUUAAAAAAUGUGAAAGCCCUUUCUUAACUCCCACGUUAUACAAAACAGGCGGCAGGUUGGAUUGGCUCGGCAGGGUGUGGUUAGCCAACCCCUGGUCUUAGAGGAAAUUUCCAUGGUGGGUUGAGCUGUGAGGUAGUGGAGCAUCUUAAACCCUAGCGUCAGCCCAAGCAUGUGUAAUAUGUGAGGAAAGGAUGUCAUUCCACAUUUCAGCAGUAGUAAAGAGAACAAGGUGUUAUGGUAAAAUCAGGUCACAAAGUCAGUGGAAGCAGGAAAUCAGAUAAGGAGGGCCCAGAGGGGCCCACCUCCUUCUGAGGAGCUGCCCCCAUUUCCCUGCUACUUCGUACCUGUAAGGGAGACCCACGGUCGUCCCAGGCAGCCUGUGACUGGAUGGGUAAGUGAUUCACUCUGGAGUGAGUCUCAGGAACUUGAUUGUGACACCCCAGUGUCAUUCCCCAAACCUCCACUGGGAGUACAGGUGCACGUUGAGGUCCAGAGUGCUGUCAUAUAAGCGAUUCUAAACUUGUGCAAGAAGUGUUAUGACAAGAAGGGCUUACAGUAUAGCACAGGAAACUCUAUCCAGCUUCUUGCAAUAAGCUAUAAUGGAAAAGAAUCUGAAAAUAUAUAGAUAGAUAUGUAUGUAUGUGUAUAACUGAAUCGCUUUGCUGUACAAAUGAAACUAACAUUGUAAGUCAACUACAC